Molecule: messenger RNA, 4406 nt
Organism: Rhopilema esculentum
Lineage: Eukaryota; Metazoa; Cnidaria; Scyphozoa; Rhizostomeae; Rhizostomatidae
Product: anion exchange protein 3-like
Biological process (GO): transmembrane transport; bicarbonate transport; monoatomic anion transport
Cellular component (GO): plasma membrane
Molecular function (GO): solute:inorganic anion antiporter activity; monoatomic anion transmembrane transporter activity
Source: RefSeq, a predicted model, not a curated record
UUAUCUUGACGAAAAGUAAAGUAGAAAAGUUCAACUUUCGUCAGACCUUUGACGGUCGUCGCAAUAUUAGCCAAUAAAUUCAAAUGAAUUUUCAGAUUGGUUGUCAACGUAUCUCCAAGUUGAAUGGAUUGAGAUAAAUAGAAGAAGAAAGUCACUCCUCAAACAGCAUUAUACCGUUUAUUUUGAAGCUCAAGAUCUGUGGCACACGCUUCUACCAAUCGGAACUGCUUUUACCGCGCUAUUACACUUAUUUGGGCGAAAGUUUGCCUUUUUUAUGAAAAAACGGUGAGACGGAAGCCAGCUUUCGUUCACCGGGGAAUUAAUAUAUCUUAAAAAACACCCUGAUAUCAGUUUAACGAUUUCAACGGGAAUCCCAACGCUGGUCUUUUUGGAGUUGUUUAAUUUAUUGAUUUCCUCCCAAACUUCCAAGGGAUUGACAUUUUUGAAUUCAUUUAAUUUGUUUCCAGUCCUGUAUGUUUUACUUUGACGAUACAUGGAUUACGUUAACGUAUAUGAAUUCACCGUUAACACAACAACACAACAUGAAGCUGCAAUUUUGACGUCACCAAAAGGAGUACGACAGUUUACUGAUCUGACGUAAUUGCGAUUUGCAUGUCGUGCCUUCAUUUCUUUCAAACCAUGUCGUGAGGAUCGUAAACAACGACAUACUUUGGCAUAAUGGCAGAUGUCCCCAAAGUAGACAGCCGAUUCGAUAAAUCUUUGAAACAGAAUCUUCACCACUCCUUUGUAGAGCUAGAGAGCUUUACGAGAAUUGAUAAUGGUUUCAAGUGGGUGGAAAGAGCCCGCUGGAUAAAAUUCGAAGAAGAUGUCGAUAAUGUGACAAACCAAUGGUGCCAGCCGUAUGUACCAGUGCUAUCGCUGAAAGCGGUAUCCGAGCUCAAGGCAUGUCUUCGGAAUGGAUCUGUUUGCAUUGGACUGCAGGAUUCAUGCAUGAUGUCCAUAUCUAGAACAAUCGUUCGUAAGAUGCUGGAGCGCCAUCUUAUAGCUCCUGAAAAUGCAAGUCAUCUUGAAAGUGUUCUUAUGGCAAAGCACAAGCACGUCAGAAAAAAAGCUGACCCCCCGAAUCUUGGUCAAAAAUGGUUGUCUGCAGUGCGUGGAAAAUAUCCUUCUUCAAGAAGAAAUACGAUUGUUUCAUUGGAGCUGCAAUCGGUUUACAACAUGCCAACUGUAAUCGAAGAAAAUGAAUCUUCUUCAUCCGCACGCAGUGGUAGAGCUAAGUUAGUUGACAUCACAAGUAAACUGCCGUCAAAUACAGAAGUCACGACGAUACUUACAGCAACUUUCGACUUCAUCAAGCUACCGAUGGCCAUCUUCAUUAAAUUGAAAGAAGCUGCACAUUUCGAUAAUUUGAACGAAGUUUCAUGGCCUGCUCGUUUUAUCUGUUUCAUUGCCGGGCCUCCACAUGAAGAUAUUGCUGACUACUUUCAAAUCGGUCGCUGCCUUGGCACUCUGAUGUCCAAUUCCCAGUUUCUCACUCUUGCAUAUUUUUGCGAGGUAGAGGAAGAUCUUCUCUCUGGCAUCGAUCGAUUUCUUGAUGAAAGUGUCGUUGUGGGUGCCGGGGAUUGGACAAAACAGAAUCUCAUUCAAUCAGUGCCCAGAUGGGAAAAGAAUUUCCCGAAUAGAGGAGGAGCUACCCAUGCUGAUAAAGUCAAGAGAGGAGCAACAUUUGCUCUACAGUCCGGGAUUGUCGGGUCAAAGGACCGGGCACAUCCACUGAGCCGUACAGGUAAAUUGUUCGGCUGUCUCUACAACGACAUCAAACGCAAAGUGAGGUUUUACAUCAGUGAUCUCGUUCCCGUCUUUGAUGUACAUUGUUUAGCUGCAGUUCUAUUCAUAUAUCUCUCUGCACUAGCACCAUGCAUAACCUUUGGAGGUCUGCUCUCUGAGAACACAAACGGACAAAUUGGGAUUUCCGAGAUGAUAAUAGCAACUGGAAGCUCUGGUAUCCUAUAUUCUCUUUUUUCCGGACAGCCUCUGCUGGUAGUUGGAGCAACUGGGCCUAUGUUGAUAAUGGAAUCCAAAAUAUACGAGCUAGCAAACAUGAUGGAACUUGAAUUUUUGCCAUGGAGAGCUUGCAUCGGCAUUUGGACAGUGAUAAUUUGCUUGGCUUUCGUUGCCUUUGACCUGUGUGGAUUGAUACGACAGGUAACUCGUUUCACAGAAGAAAUAUUCGCCGUACUUGUGUCUCUCAUAUUCAUACAGAAGGCUGUAUCGUUCAUAGUUCAAACGUUCAUUGAUCAUCCAGUGGGGGAACAUGUUCCACCAAAACAUUGUUUACAUAUUGACCAUGUUUUGAACAGGACUGUACUGCUAGACAAUGCGACGUUUCAUUUGGUGAAAGAGAACUAUACCACUGUCGCCAAUCCUGAUCAGAGGCAUCCAUGCUAUUCACUCAUGACGGCGAUUCUUAUAAUUCUUACGUUCUUCUUCGCGUUAUACAUCAGAAAGGUGCGCAGUAGCAUGUAUUUCCCGGUGAAGAUUCGUCGCAUCAUUAGCGAUUUUGGAGUUAUCCUCUCUGUUUUCACCGUUGUCUUGAUUGACCAUACCUUGUCCGACAAUUUCACGAAAAAACUAAGUAUAAAGCAGGACCACUUUGUCAGGAAAUGGUUUGUAAAUCCGUUCGGAGAGAGCACGACAAUGGGCAUCGGUUACGUUUUUUUGGCCGUGAUCCCAGCCUUUCUGGUCAGUAUUAUUCUUUUCAUAGAGACAGGAAUAACAGGGGUAAUGCUCGACAAAAAAGAACAUAAAUUCAAAAAGGGAUUUGGCUACCACCUAGAUCUGCUUGUUGUUUCCAUGCUAGUAGGCGCUGGUUCCUUACUGCGCUUGCCCUGGAUCUGCACAUCUCCGGUCAAUUCACUGUCCCACUUCCACACGUUGACGGUGCUGAGCUCCGACCAUGCCCCCGGCACCAAUCCAUACAUCGUCGAAGUUAAAGAACAGAGACUUACCAACAUUAUUAUCCACGUGCUCAUUGGAAGCUCCCUCCUGCUGGCACCAAUGCUUGAGCGGAUUCCAGCAGCAGUUUUAUAUGGAGUGUUUCUCUAUGUUGGCUUUACAUCGCUUUCAAGGAUGGAGUUCAUUCACCGGAUGCAGUUGCUUCUAAUACCGUAUAAACUGCAUCCUGACACACGCUUUGUGCGCAAAGUAAAAACACUAAAAAUUCAUUUGUUCACGUUGAUUCAGCUAUUUUGCGUGGUCCUGCUGGCCGUUAUUAAGGAAACCCAACUUGCUGCUAUUUUCCCAUUUUUGAUUCUAUGCCUGGUUCCUCUAAGAAAGUGUUUGAGAGUUUUCUUCAGCGAAGAAGAGUUGGAAGACCUUGACAACCCAGAAGACGAGGAUGAACUUGCAGUGUCAGAGGAGUUUGAGAUUGCUCAUGUUUCAGUGCCAUUUUGAAUUUGAAGCGGAACUGAUUUUAUUUCAUGUAAUUUGGUUUAAGAAAAAUCUGAUGGUUGCAAGAGAGGCUGCUAAUUUGGUUACUGUUUUUUCAAGAUUCGUUUCACGCUCAAUGAAUACAUUUAUGGCGCAAAACAGAACAUAGGAAUUAUUGCUAGCACUUUUUUAAAGCUUUGUAACCUCUAACAUGAACAAGGAAUGGUUGAAUCCCCGUCCAUGCGCAAUGUGAGGUCGGAUCCACCAAGAGAAAAUAUAUUUUUGUCAAUGACAACAAACCAUAGGAAAGGCACCCUAAGAAAUGUAUAAAAAAUAAGGGUCAUGAAACUUAAUUACAUUUCGAAAACAACGUAAUUUUUGUAUAAUAUUUCACGACAUGCCGAAAUAAAUUAUUACAAGAGCCUAGAUAUUGAAAAAAAAUCAAAAAUGCUUUGGAAAAGUGCUAGGCCAUAUAAUCAUAUCUCUAUGAUGGAAACACAGUAUCAAAAAAUUCAUACCAGCCGAUAUAAAAUAUCUGCGAAGGAAAUCAACACACCCGAACUGAACUCUGACCGGCGUUAGUUUCAAACCGUUCUGAGAGUUUAAAACCGGCUUAAAUUUCUCAUGCGAAGGACCUUUGAUUUUCUUGCAGGCCUCCCACCAUUCGUUUGUAAAUUUUAUUUAGGAUCUUUUGCAAAGGUUUUAGAUAAAAAGAAGAAGUCGUGCAAUUGUUUUGAAAUAUCGCUUGGAAAUGAAUGCGUGAUUCUUUAGAUACAUAUCUGUGGAUCUUAUAGUACUAGACCAAGGAACCAACAAGGGAUAAACUAAGAUUACUAGGGACAAUACAAUUACUAUGGAACCAAAACUAAAUGCUAUAAACACAAGUCAGACUAAACUUAAAACUAACGUUAAGAUAAUUAAUGAAAUGACUUAGGCACUUGUCACCGACCAUCCCGUUUAUCGGAUUAAAACAAUGCUAUAAGCAGUGGCGGAUUUAAGGGGGGGGGGCAGUUGGG